This is a messenger RNA of Coffea eugenioides, 3783 nucleotides long. RefSeq names its product DNA polymerase kappa. Gene Ontology annotation, cellular component: nucleus. Gene Ontology annotation, biological process: error-prone translesion synthesis. The transcript has 15 exons. The coding region runs from base 39 to 2195 and encodes 718 amino acids. The record is from RefSeq and is a predicted model, not a curated record. NCBI's taxonomy places the organism in Eukaryota, Viridiplantae, Streptophyta, Magnoliopsida, Gentianales, Rubiaceae. Gene Ontology annotation, molecular function: DNA-directed DNA polymerase activity; damaged DNA binding.
CCACCAAUUUUCGUCUCUCAUUCUCUCUCUCUCUCUAAAUGGCCGAAACCUCAAAGAGCAGCGAAAGCUCACUGGUCUCAGCCUCGGAUGCCUACUGUUCUGAGCUUAAGCCAUGGGAAUCCUAUCACACUGUCUACACUAACGCCAAAGCAGGUAUGGAAGGGGUGGAUAAGGAAAGAGUGCAGAGAAUAGUUUACGAGAUGAGUAAAGGUUCUAAAUAUUUUGAGAAUGAGGAAAGAAAGGAGGCUUGUAUGAUGCAGAAAAUCGAAAACAUGCGCUCCCGUUCCGCUAAGCUCACUGCUGCUGAUUUGUCUCACUAUCAGAAGGUUGCUGAUAAGAAGAUUUUAGAGCUGGAAGCGCAUCGUGAUUUAUUGAGGAUUUGGCUGCAUGUAGAUAUGGAUGCUUUUUUUGCUGCUGUUGAGACAUUAUGUAAUCCGGCAUUACAAGGCAAGCCAAUGGCUGUUGGUAGCAUGUCUAUGAUCUCUACAGCGAAUUAUGAGGCAAGGAAAUUUGGUGUACGAGCUGCUAUGCCUGGAUUUAUAGCACGUAAAUUGUGUCCUCAAUUGAUUUUUGUUCCUGUUGACUUCAAGAAAUAUACCCAUUAUAGUGAAUUAACAAGAAAAGUUUUCUAUAAAUAUGAUCCCAACUUUUUGGGUGCAAGUUUGGAUGAGGCAUACCUGGAUAUAACAAAUGUCUGCCAAGAAAGAGGCAUAACUGGUGCAGAGGUGGCUGAGGAGCUCAGGAAGAAUGUCUACAAUGAGACGGGCCUUACUUGUAGUGCUGGAGUUGCACCAAAUCGCUUACUUGCUAAGGUUUGCUCUGAUAUUAACAAGCCAAAUGGUCAAUUUGUACUACAGAAUGAUCGCGUGGCUGUCAUUACAUUUAUUUCUUCACUUCCUAUAAGAAAGAUAGGGGGGAUUGGUAAGGUAACUGAACAGAUCUUAAAGAAUGUCUUUGGAAUUACAACAUGCGAGGAGAUGCUGCAAAAGAGUAGUUUUCUCUGUGCACUUUUCUCCCGCUCUUCAUCAGACUUUUUCUUCUCAGUUGCUCUGGGACUUGGGGGAACCGAUACCCCUCAAAUUAGGUUUAGGAAAAGCAUAAGCAAUGAAAGGACAUUUUCUGCCACUGGUGAUGAGGAAUUGCUUCACAAGAAAAUAGUCGAUCUUGCUGAAAUGCUUUCUGCUGACAUGAGAAAAGAGGGCAUUAGUGGAAAAACAUUGACGUUAAAGUUGAAAACUGCAUCCUUUGAGGUCCGGACGCGUGCUGUAACUUUACCAAAUUUUAUAAGCUCCAGUGAGGAUAUUUUGAAGCAUGCUUCAAAACUAUUGAAGGCCGAACUCCCUGUAUCUUUGAGACUGAUAGGACUCCGGAUGUCUCAGUUCAGUGAUGACAAAAAUGAUGUUCCUUCUGAUCCUACACAAAGAACUCUUUCCAACUAUGUCAUUCCGGGAGGUCCUUCCAGAAGUAAUAUCAAUGACAGCAUGCAGUUGGGCUCGGAAAUUAGUGAUAGUGCUUUUUCUAUUGACACAGAUGGAGAUUUUCCAAUUGACAGCCAUGAGAGAUGUUCUGAAUCAGUGGAUGCAAGCAGUUAUGACCAAAUGACCAAUGUUCCUGUUGGGAACUGCAUCCUGGGGCAGAAGACUGAAGAAGUUUGGAGCAAUGUUGAACCUACGACCAAUGAGGUGACAGAAAAUGAUAAUGAACCUAGUAUAGUAGGGAAAUCAGUUAAGCCAUUUGCAAAUGGAGAUUCUCUUCCAGUAAAAAGGGAUUCUUUUCUUGGAGGGUUUGAUGGAAGCCGUGGACAUACAUCAGAAAUCAGGAUCCACCAUGAAGAUCUUAAUGCAGGGUUUUCAUCACAUCAGAGAGUAUCAUUUUUCUGGGCGGAGGAUUACAAGUGCUCAAUAUGCGGGGUGGAACUGCCUCCAAGUUUUGUUGAGGAAAGGCAGGAGCAUUCGGAUUUCCAUCUUGCUGAGAGGCUUCAAGAGGAGGAGUCAGGAGACAAUGUUAUAAGCCUUACGGUUAAGCGGAGUGCCUACUGGAGUUCUGUUCUAAAGAGUUCAAUGUGUGCCAGGUUGGUCCAGAGAGAACAUACUAUCCAGGACAGGAAGACAAGGAAAAAGCAGAAACCAUCUCCAACAGGUGGUAAACAUGUUCCAAUCGAUGUCUACUUUGCAAAGACGAGUCAAAAUUUCUGAUGCUGUAUUAGAAUAGUCUGUUGAGGGGUUUUACAAUACACGCACAUAAAAGAGGUAAAUGUCUCCUCUCCCACACGCCACAGACCAAAUGUAUCCAGUCGUGUACAGUGUUCGAGAGAAACCAAUCAUUAGAUGCAGUAUGUACAUAUCUUGUAAGCCAUGUAAUCAUUAUUCAUAAUUACUGAAUGGGGUAUUUAUGAUAUGCACAUUCCAUUCUUUUGCCAUGUCGUGGUUGUUGUGCACUUAUACUUCUGCAACAGUUUCCUCAUAAUUAUCCGUCAAGGUCACGAAUCCAUCUGGGAAAAUUGAAACGAAGAAAGGUUGGAAUCUUGGAGGCAAGCCACCGGUUACAAAAGCAUAUCACGAGUUUUUGAGAUUUUCAUGAAAAUGGAAAACAGUGAAGCGGAGAUGCAAAUUGCACAAUCAAUAGACAUUUAGAAGCGGAAUUUUGGGAAAAACGACGUUGGAUCAUCGUGCGGUCUGGGUUUAGCGGUUGGUGGUUAAUAUCUGCCCACGUGGUUUAAAAGCAUCCCAAAAUCUUCGUCUGCUUGUUUCAGUGGGUAAUGGUGGUUACUCCACCAAACUCCCGCCGGACGGGUGACACAACAUCCUUUUGCCUCUCGUUUUCCAUUUUUGGCAGCUAUGGUUUUAACACACGCUAUGAAGAAUUUUCCGACUUAUAUUCCUCAUCUGGAAGCACCCACCUUGAGAACCCACUCCAUUUCUUUAUUCGCUUCAUCUCCUAAUGCAGCAGUUUCCUCCAAACUCCGUUCAGCUUCCCUCCUCAAAACUGAGAGAGAGGACAAUUUUCUUGAUGGAGUAAACACCGCCCCUACUGCUGACGCAGUUUUACCAACGAUGGCUGACAUCAUUGAAGCAUCAAAAAGGCAAAAUCUGGACCUCCACCUCCAAAGUUUAGGACCCUUUUUCAGAAUAACAGCUAAAAGCUUGAAAACUGGCAAUGAGCUUGGCAGGGCAGAAGGACUGGUGAGGCUGUGGCUAGAAGGAAAGAUUCUUCAUUUGGACUCCAUCAAACUGCGCAGGGAGACCUUGGAGAUGGAAAAAUCUAUUUUUGGGAUUGGUUUGUAUAUUGGAGCAGUUGCAAUUAGCUAUGGAUACGAUUGUGGCUGUAAGAAAGCUGAGUUACUUGCCAUCAAUGACACUGAUUUAUAUCAUUCCAAGCUUGUUAGGUUUUACAAGAGAAUUGGGUUCAGGAGUGCGUACGAAGUGACUGGUUCGUCCUUUGGGGAUUUAGCGGACAUGUUGGUGUGGGGAGGAAUUGGGACCAGGAUGGAUGCUGAUAUUGAAGAGCUCAUGAUCAAAUGGUGCACCAGAUUCAAACCUAAGAUCUUAGAUUAAAAUAGGUUGGCCUUUGAUGUUGUUUUGAUCAGUAGAAGCAGAGAUUGGCUUUGGAAGGUGGAUGAAAAGAUGGUUUAUGCGAAAGAGUCCUAAUAACAAAUGCGAUGCUUUUAAAUGGAUAGAGAAACAGGCCAGGGUUGAGAUCUUUGUCAUCUUGUUAUGUGGUUCCCAUUUUGAUUCAGAUUCUUGUGCAGGAAAUGAAAAGAGAGCAUUCAAGAUUUUAGAUUCU